CAGCGGUGAAAGGGUUACUGUGGUGGGUGUUUGCACAUCUGUCAGAUUUUAGGCUUGUGAGGUGUGGAAGCAGGAAAGCGUAGUGUUUGGGACUAAAAUCGAUGAGACUUAGCUGUGGGCUGGGAGUGGAAGCAAGCAGGGUACUGAUCUCUGAGAGAGAGAGGAGAGAGAGAGAGACAGAGAGAGAGACAGUAUCACAAUAGGGCAGCAGAGGCUGGAGGAGACGUCCGAGAGCUGAGCUGCAGUCCAGCCCUGGCUUGUUCACCCUCAGGACCAGGAGAGCAAUCUCACAAAACUCAGCGGUCUCUGAAAAGGGGGAGGAUCAUCCUUGAUUGACAUCUCAUUUGCACAUGAAGAUCUGUGCUUAAGACAAGUCCUAAUGAAGGAGCAGGCUCACUUUUGAAGGAUAGACCAAAGCAAGCUGAUCUGUGCUCUGCCUCAAACAGAUAGCCCCAGCAGUAGGUAAGAUUUUCAGCUUUUUGGUUUUUUUGCUUUCCACACUAUCUCCACCAUAGCUUCACUGGUUGGAUGGAAAUCUGGAUUUUAAAAACCAAACCACAAAAGCAAAUAACGACUUGGUGAAUUGUGCCAGUGACUGAAGAAGGAUCAUCUGAAGUGACAGAGGACACAGCGGAGAAAGCUAUUGGGUUCUUAUUAGGAACGCGGCGAACAAACAAUGAAUUGGGUUGUACGUGGUUGCUAAUCAGAAAACAGUGAAAAGACAAAAGCCAGUGGUAAGCCAAGGCUAGUACCAUCUUUGUACUGAUACGAGUAGUCAUUUAGUCGGACGUUCAGCCGUGGUUCUCUCGCAGUCAAUUUAGAGUAAAGAUUAAUGACCACGAUUAGAUAAAGAGGAGGAUGCGAUAGCCUGAAGACAUGAAUGUCCAGUUGGGUUUGCAGAACAGUGAAGACAUGUCUAGCUCAGACCACGACUUAAUGCACAGCCAAGGUAGGACUUUACAUCCACAUGUCCCUAGAUCCUCCUUGGUGUCCAGCAUGACCUCUGUAUUGGAUGGAGGGGAUUAUCACCGCUCCGAGCACCACCUGGCUACCUCUCUGCAUCCUGGCAUUGGAUUUGGGGGUGAUUCUCCACCUGCAUCAGCCAACAGUUACACAACACUGACUCCGCUGCAGCCUCUACAUGAUAAGUUCCAUCAUCACCAGCAUCACCAAUGUGUCCCAGUUGGCAAUGUUAUUGGAAGUUUUACUCUUAUGAGAGAGGAUAGAGGUUUGGGGCCACCAAGUAACUUUUACAGUCACUAUCCCAAAGACAUAAGCAUGGGCCAAAGUCUUUCUUCUUUGCCCAGCCCUAAUCUCACCACCAUGCACAGUUAUGGUCAUCCUUCUGGACACUUAGCUAAUGAAAAGAUGGUCUCUGGGAACGGUUUUGAGGCCCACCACAGUAUGUUUAGCAGAAUUGACCAGCACUUUUCAAGGGAGUUGUCCCCACCGCCAUCUUCAGGAGUGGGGUCACCUAACUCAAUGCACCAACACCAUUAUGUCCACCACAGGCCUGAAAUAAACUGCAGGCAGAAUCCUCCCAUGCAGACGCAAAACACAGCAAUCUCCAACCAACUGGAAGAAAUUAAUACCAAAGAUGUUGCCCAAAGAAUUAUAGCAGAACUUAAGCGAUACAGCAUACCCCAAGCUAUCUUUGCAGAGAGAGUCUUGUGCAGAUCACAAGGGACUCUCUCAGACCUUCUAAGGAAUCCCAAACCUUGGAGCAAGCUAAAGUCUGGGAGAGAAACCUUUAAGAGGAUGUGGCGGUGGCUUCAAGAACCAGAGUUCCAGAGAAUGGCAGCUUUAAGGUUAGAAGCCUGCAAAAGGAAAGAGCAAGAGCAAAGCAAAGCCGAAAGAAACCACGUUCCUAAAAGGCACCGUCUGGUCUUCACUGACAUCCAGCGACGCACCCUGCAUGCCAUCUUUCUCGAGAACCAGCGGCCGUCCAAGGAGCUACAGAUCACUAUUGCCCAGCAGCUAGGACUGGAGCUUUCCACCGUCAGCAACUUCUUCAUGAAUGCCCGCCGAAGAAGCCUAGACAAAUGGAUGGAUGAGGGUCAUGGGCGUCCACCAUCUUCAGGCUCUUUGGUGUCCAAAACUGGCUCAGCCAUCGCUUGCACUAAAGCAUGAGAAAAUUUGCCAAUAUUGCUAAUAACCAAAGAUAGGAGCAGCUUAGCCAUCAUCCUCAUAUGUUUUCCACCAAUUAGGAAUGACUUAAGACAAGGUGACUUGUUAACAUAUGAGUUAAUGGCUGGGGCUCUCCAUCUGCCAUCUUGUACCUCCUUAAAUGGGAUAUUGUGGGUAUGGACCUGUCUGUUCUUGUUCAAUUUUGUUUUUCCAUAAGGCGUCAACAAGACAAACAGGUACAGGUAAUACAGGUGAUGAAUGUCCCUGCCUCCCCCAAUGCCAUUUUAACUCUUAGGGUUAGGGUUAGCCAGCUUGGAGUUCUCCCUCCAGGAUUAGACACCAUUUGGGAGGAAACAAUGGCUCAGAAAUUUAGCAGUUGAGACUAAAGGUCAAGUACAGCCUUUACUGUACCGAAGCAUCAUGGUUUCCAUUCCUGAGAGAAACUUUCCUCCAUUGUGUGUCCUCAAGGAUUAUUAUAAAGAGUUGUGUAACACAGGUUUGAAUUUGAAAAAGACCAUAUUUAAUAGUUGAUACCCCAAGGCCCAUUGUCUGGCCAAUGCUAAACUGACCCAUACUGUUAUAUAAAUAUGAGGAUAGGACAAAUUCUGCUUUGAAUAUAGCUCUGUUCCAUAAUCUGCACAACAGUAAUUAACUAAAGUAUUUGAUACUUACAAUUGGGAUCCACAAAUGAUCAUGCCAUAAUCCACCAUGCAAGUGUUCUUCUGUUGUAAACCCCAAGGCUGGUUAAAAGAUGAAGGUGGGAAAUGGGAAUUGUGUUGCAAAGAGAAAAAUAAGGAAGUCCCCAGAAAGUCCUAUGGGGUUAAAAAUGUAGAAUCACCCUUAUCUGUCAAAAAUAUAUUUGGGGGGGGGUCUCUAUUUUUAGGAAACACAUCACUCAUUCCAUUUCAAGCAUCAGUUAUUUGGAGAAAACCAAAAAUAAUAUUCCCAGGGAAUAUCACAACAAACUAUUGCAGGUGACAAAGCAACCCAUCCUGUCUUUGAAACUGAACUUUUUAUAGAAAGGACUGAUCGCUUGUUUUAAUCAAUUAGAAGAGCACUUUGAAAUAAUGUUUAUUGGAUUGAAGCUCUAUUUUGUGGGACAGAGAUUCAGGCCUCCUACACUUACGAAAACUUUCAACGGUGGCAUUUGUAGAACUAGGAAAUGCACUGUCAAGAAGCAACAUUUUAUGCCAUCAAGUCCCAAGUACUUUUGGGUUUUGUAGAGAUUCUCUGAAGAAGGCAGUAGUUCCUGUCUUUAGUAGCAAUUCAAAGAUACCUUUGAAUGCUCAUGUUUUGAACACAAGGGGCUGCAAACUGGAUAUACAAAACCAGAACCCUUCAUUCUAUUUCUGACCCGAUCAUGAGUUGAGAAGAACAGUCUGAGAUGUAUGGAGGAAAGGUUUGAUGGUCAAGGUGUUCCUUUCUCGGUUGUAUUUGCAACCAGAUCCCCUAUUGUGUAGAAAGGUAGCUUCCAGGGUCACUCAUAUUUUAGGACUUCCUAUGCCAAAGUAUCAAACCAAAAGUUGUUUAUAAUGGUGGCAUCUAAGAACAGUAUUCACUUGGCAAGGUUUAGAUGAUAUCUCAAGUUAUCUCAUUUAACAAUCAAUCUUCUAAUUGUCUUUAAAAUAUUGGCACAAAAACUCUUAUACCAAAGUUCAGAAGAUCUAACUACAUCACAGUAAGAUAAACCAACCAAAGGGCUGACACGUUCCCAUAAUGCAAUGCUCAGAAAACCUGUAGCCUUAGGGAAGUGCACAUUUUCCAUCUGCCUGCAGCCAGGCCUAACUAAAGUAUGUUUAUUAGUGCAGGUCUUAAUCAGGGCAAUAAUUAAUUUGUCCUUCUCCCAAACAUUUUCUUCCCCUACCUUACAUUCUUCAGCUAUGAUAUCAUAAAUGAAAACAUAAACAGUCUAUCGAUUCCAGUAUUGACCUGUUUCAUAUGAUGCUAUCAGGUAGUACAGAUGGAAAUGGCUGUUUACGUGGAGAAAUGUAAUGUUAAACCGAAGUAGGAUUAUCCCAUUACGCUGUAUGGAUGAGUCAAUAAAAUAUGUUUAUACUGCUGAGCAUUUUAUCUGCACCUAAUAGCUUCAUAUUAGGGGCUGCCUGGGUGGAGAUAAACUGUCAUAUGCUCAUUAUAACAAGAAACUGCUCUUGGAAAAACUGGAGUGACAUUCCCAAUUUGGUUGAAGGAAUAUCAACAGGAUGUUUAAGUCAUGGGUGAUAAAUAAAGCAUUAGAAUACUUAUGACACACGUAGAGGUCUUUAUUCCAGAUGACAUUUAUUGUGGCAUCACUCAUUGUGUUUUUGCCUCUUCUGGAAGGACUUUCUCAGGAAACGCACUAAAGGCACACUAACCUCAAAAAUAUUCUCUGCCUUCUUUAGUAGUUUUUCCUCUAUCUGCUCUCUGCCAUUGAGAUUCAGACUGGGCUAUCAAAAGAUCUCCUGGUGGCCACAGUAUAGAAUUCCCAUCAGCUCAUAUGGGCCUAAAUAAAAACCUAUACUAUUGUACGAUGUCUAUAUCGAAUUGAUGUGAGAGCAGGCCCAUAGUGCCAUCAUCUCUGGUGAAACCCAAUUGGACACUGCUGACAUUCAACUCUGGUUUUAUCCUAAUGAGGUGUGGUCACUCCCCUGCCCAAUAAGAGACACCAGGGUGAGUACUACACCAUGAUAAAAGGCAAUUUUCUUUUAAAAUGGUUAGUGUGCCUUUAAUUUAUGCUACAGAAGACUAUUUUCAGUUUCAAGGACUAUUAGUGUGUCCAUUAAUGUUAUCUCCAGUCCACAGAUGGAGGGUAGGAUAUGGAUGCUUGCUCUGCUUACGGUCUUACAACAGAACCAAAGCUUAUGUCAUGACCAAUUGGCCAUGCAACACAUUGGCACAUGAUACUCAGUAACAUCAUUAAGAACAUCUGUAUAUUUUUCAACUUUAAAGACUCAAAAUCUAAAAAAAAUAAGUCUAUAUAUGUUAAUACACUUACAAUAAAAUUUCUACCUCGUUUUGGGGACCUCAAAACAAAAACAAAAUAUGAAAGUCUUAACGGGUAUUUGUUAUAUAACGAUACAGGCUCCUCUUGCUAGUUUUAAAGAACUAUAUUCCUAUAUAAGUUAUUUAGCUGGACCGGUAAGAAGCAGCCAUAUUGAAAUUCAAAGUGUCAGGGUUGGGUGUCACCUGAUUUCCUUUGGUGGGGGAUCAUCUCUGUUGCUUCUAGUUGCUCUUAUUGUGGUCUUCAACAGUCUUUCUGUCUGGGACCUGCGAAUGAAAAAGGCACUUGAAUUGUUUAAUGUGUUGUGCCACGCAUUCUCCGUAUCUCUUUUUGUACAUUUAAGACAGUUCAGGCAAGUGUUUUUGUUUUCAAAAACAUUUUUUCCUUUGGGACAGCCAAUUUUGGCUUCAUGAUUUCGAUUCUUAAAGAUAACCCCUAUUUGUUCUUUAGCUGAUACAUUUUCUGGGUUGCCUGUUGGGUAAACCAAUGUGGAAUGAAAUUGUUUUCCAUAUGUUAAUUAGCUUGUUCUGUAUGUUUUUGAAUCCUAAACAUGGAAAAUACGUUACCAUCAGAAGAGACGUGGUGACUUCCCCUCCACAACUGACCCAGGGCUCCUUUACCAAUAACGGUUAUGUUGGCCAAGGCCCCUCCCAAGUCUAGGACUAAAGAAUGAAUGUGUUUAUACACCCUCGAUUCCCUGUGGAUGUGCAUGGGUCAUAGAGGAGGUGUUUGGAACCAGAGAACCAAAAAUGACCCUUUGAACCAAAAACAAACUGUACAUAAAUGGACUUCUUUGACUGACUACUGAUUUAAUAUUCUGCUGUUAAAAAUCAAACAUAAUGCAGAAGAUUGCUAUAUUUGUAAGAAAAUGAUGUGUUAUUUAUUUAUUUAUCUUUUUUUUUGUUUGUUUCUACGUUAUUCUUGCCUUUCAGCCUCUGGGCUCUGCAAUGCUAUGAAGGUUGACCAUUUGAAGAACCUUUUUUUUUUUUUUUUUUAAACUUAAACCAAAGAUAUUACCAAAAGGAAGCGUGUGUGACAAUUAAAUGUAAGCAACGAUUUGGCAUGGGGGUACAGGUUUGAAGCUAGAAAACAGGAUGAAAGUAUGAAAUGCAGGAGAUCUCGGUUUUUAAGUAGGGACUGGUUGUGAGCCAAUGGCCAAUAGUUUCAGAUGGUUCAUCAGAUGUCCAAAGGAAUGGCUCUAUAUGUUAUGGGAUGAGCAAUGUGCUCUCUGUUAUUGACUUGGAUUAUCUGCAGCCUCAUCUGUUACAUGUAUGGUCCUACACUACAGGCUCCCAAACAACUGGGGUUGGCUUUUCAAUAUGGCUUCCCUAAUGAUUCAGGUUCUCAGAAGGACACAAUCCUAAACCCAGCCUGGGCCAUAGGUUUCAAGAGUGGAAUCAUCACUAAGUAGGCUUUGUAUUUGGUAUGAGCCGAGGGGGUUAUUUAUUAAAGUCCGAAUGCCAAAAAUUCGAGUUUUUCAGGAUUUAUUAUACCCCGAGGAUGGGUUCAGAAUCCAAAAUUCCGGCAUCUGAGACCUGCUGAGGUUGUAUAUAACUCAGUGGGAGAAGUCCUGAAGAUGUCCUGAUCUGCUCUGGGUUUUGUGCAAAAACCCGAAGAUUUCGUGGUUUUUGGGCAAAAAUCCAAAAAAACAGAGUUUUCGGGCAGAAAAUCCGAAAAAUUGAUACGAUUCAUACAAGUUUUUUCCUGCACAGGAAAUUUUCGGGAAAAUGUAUUGAUAAAUAGGGGGAAAUAACCCGUGUGGAUUACAAAAUAAUGAUUUUGAUAAAUAACCCCCCAAGUGUCAUGGAGAAGUUUAUGAUUCCAACCAAAAAGCUUUAUGAUUCCAAGCACUAGGGGACCCUGUGAAAGAAACAAUCAUAAUUGCUGGAAGACAAUUCAAAUCAAUGUGAUUUUUAUUGAACGGUAGAGGUGCAAACCUUUGGAAACUAGAAUAAUUCUGGUCUUACAUUUUAUAGGUUUACCAUUCUUACAUUUAAAGGGACAAUAAUGCUUAAACCUAACGUAGGCUACAUUUUCAUGUUGUUACGACAACUUGAAUCGAAAUGGUUUCUCCGAGAAUCCAAUUCUUUAGAUUGUGAUAAUUCAGCUCUAAUGGCAUCAGAGAUUUCGAUGAUUAUGAAAUGGUCGUUUUACCUGUUCUUUCUAGCAUUUAAUUCUGAGAGGGAUUUAAAGGCACCUUUCCUCGACAUUUAAGGUCCGGCUGGCAGUAAAUGGGUUAAUCAAGGUUACUUUCACCCAGUUGUUGCCAGGCAGGGGCUAGUGGAUUCCCAUUGUUAGAAAACCUGUACAAAAAAAAUAUUUCUAAUUUAAUUUAAUUAAUUUAUGUUGAUUCAAGCAGUGUUAGGACAGCCGCUGUGCAUUUUAAUAUAUAUAAAUAUAGUACGCAUAUAUAAAUGAAACUUGAAUGUUUAAACUUUGUUAUUUGUGCUAAUUAACCAAAGUCUUUUUUGCCUGUACACAUUUUAAAAACAUGUACAUUUUAUACCAAAGUUUUCUCGGAUACCUCAUCUUGUGAUUUGUCCGUUGUGAUGUUACGCAAAAAGAAAAAAAAAAACAAAUAAA
Molecule: messenger RNA, 7690 nt
Organism: Xenopus laevis (African clawed frog)
Lineage: Eukaryota; Metazoa; Chordata; Amphibia; Anura; Pipidae
Gene: onecut1.2.L
Product: hepatocyte nuclear factor 6
Exons: 2
Coding region: 877-2130 (417 amino acids)
Source: RefSeq, a predicted model, not a curated record